Molecule: messenger RNA, 703 nt
Organism: Vitis vinifera (wine grape)
Lineage: Eukaryota; Viridiplantae; Streptophyta; Magnoliopsida; Vitales; Vitaceae
Gene: HP4
Product: pseudo histidine-containing phosphotransfer protein 6
Exons: 5
Coding region: 101-571 (156 amino acids)
Biological process (GO): phosphorelay signal transduction system; phosphorylation; cytokinin-activated signaling pathway
Cellular component (GO): nucleus; cytoplasm
Molecular function (GO): histidine phosphotransfer kinase activity; protein histidine kinase binding
Source: RefSeq, a predicted model, not a curated record
CAACAAACCCAGAAAAAAACGAAGUGGGUUGAGCCUCUCACUGACUUUUCUGUUUUUGGAUUGCAAGUAGUCGUCAGCCAAGACGGGUCUACCUCUGUGGAUGCUCGGGUUGGGUGCGGACCGCUUGCGAGCCGACAUGAAUCGCCUGCUCGCAUUGCUCUUCCACCAGGGAGUACUGGAUGAGCAGUUCUUGCAGCUACAGCAGCUUCAAGAUGAAACUUCUCCCAACUUCGUUUCCGAGGUUGUCAACAUCUACUUCCACGAGUCUGAGAAGCUUUUGAGGAAUCUCCGAGGACUACUGAUGGAUAGGGAGUUCUCGGACUACAAGAAAAUGGGAAUCCAUCUGAAUCAGUUCAUGGGAAGCAGUUCUAGCAUAGGUGCUAAAAGAGUCAGAAAUGUAUGCGUUGCUUUUCGCGCGGCUUCCGAGCAGAACAACAGGGCCGGGUGCUUGAGGGCUUUGGAGCUUGUCGAACACGAGUACUGUUACCUCAAGAACAAAUUGCAUGAACUCUUCCAACUAGAGCAGCAGCGAGUACUGGCAGCUGGAGUUAGGUACCCGAUACAGAACUGAGCGAAGAUAAAGCUAUAUACAUACAAUUAGGGUUUUGUUGGGCCCCCACAAUCUUGGUUCAGAUUUUAUAGUAAAAUGGGUGUAGCAGAAUGGGGAAGAAAGGGGUUGAUUCCACUGCCACUGUCAGCAGCG